Heterobasidion irregulare TC 32-1 is the source of this 649-nucleotide messenger RNA. Its product is annotated as putative vacuolar ATP synthase 16 kDa proteolipid subunit. Gene Ontology annotation, biological process: proton transmembrane transport. NCBI's taxonomy places the organism in Eukaryota, Fungi, Basidiomycota, Agaricomycetes, Russulales, Bondarzewiaceae. Gene Ontology annotation, cellular component: proton-transporting V-type ATPase, V0 domain. Bases 65 to 553 code for a protein of 162 amino acids. The transcript has 9 exons. The record is from RefSeq and is a predicted model, not a curated record. Gene Ontology annotation, molecular function: proton-transporting ATPase activity, rotational mechanism.
GUCGCCCACCACCAUCUCACACCCCCUCCCCGUCUUCUCCACCUCAAGCCCCACCCCACGAGCAAUGUCUGACCUCUGCCCCGUCUACGCUCCUUUCUUCGGCGCCAUGGGCUGCACCUCCGCGAUUGUGUUCACGUGUAUCGGCGCCAGUUACGGCACCGCCAAGUCAGGAGUCGGCAUCUCUGCGAUGGCCGUCCUCCGGCCGGACCUCAUGAUGAAGAACGUCGUCCCGGUCAUCAUGGCUGGUAUCAUCGCCAUCUACGGCCUCGUCGUCUCGGUGCUCAUCUCCGCAAACUUGGAGGCGCGGAUGUCGCUCUUCCAGGGCUUUAUCCAGCUCGGUGCCGGGCUCUCGGUCGGGCUUGCGGGCCUUGCGGCUGGCUUCGCCAUCGGUAUUGUCGGCGACGCGGGUGUCCGCGGAACCGCGCAGCAGCCACGGCUGUUCGUUGGGAUGAUCCUGAUUCUCAUUUUCGCUGAAGUCUUGGGCCUGUACGGUCUCAUCGUUGCCCUGAUCAUGAACACCAAAGCGACGUCGAGCGGUGUCGCCUGCGCGUGAGCUAAGCGCGGAGCCGAUGUCAGACGAGAGGUGACGGGAAUCGUUGCGGAACACGAUCGACGGACAGGCUCGCUUCCCUACGCAGUCCACGUUGCC